AUGGAUCGUCGAUAUGACCAUACUUUAGAGAUCUGUCGAAAACUUUCAAAAUGUCCAGGUGUUCAUUCUGUUAUUGCUAUGCAAGCAGCUGGAUUUGAAUAUACAAACUUUCGUGAUACAGUACGAUGCAAUGAAUGUCAAUUAGAAGUGUCCGAUUGGACGAAGGCCAUGAAGCCUUUUACUAUUCAUGGAGAACGCAGUCUAGAUUGUGCAUUCGUUCGUUCCAUACGGUCAUCCAAUAAAAGUGUCUCUUUAUCAUCAUGUGCGUCACCAAUUACUAGUCGAAAUGAAAUCAAUACAGAAUCAACUAGUGAGAGUACUUCCGAAACUGAAGUAAAACUUCAUCCACACAUGUUCGCAAAACCGGAGGUAGUCGAACAAAGUCGUCAUCGAACUUUUUCACAAGAGACUUUUUCAUGUCCAUUGUGCCUAGAGCGGAUGAUCAAAGCUGGUUUCUUUAGUUGUAAUAUUGAUGAUCGAGUUAUUUGUCUUGAUUGUAAUCUUAUUUGUCAUCAAUGGGUACCGCAUAGUGAUGAUCCAUGCGAAGUGCAUCAAACACUCUCGCCCGAAUGUCCUACAGUGAAAAACAUGUUAAUACACAGUCAAACUUCAUCUGCAUUAAUUGUUAAUGAUAAUUCAACGACCAAUCACACUGCAGGCGCAGUUAAUACACAUACAUUUCAUUCCAAUGAAAUUGUUCUAAUUGCACCUCCCCAUUCAGUCUAUGAAUAUAUUCCAAAACGUAUCGAAUCAUUUGCCACUUGGCCAAAUGGGCCUCUACCCACUAUUGAUGAAUUCGUUCGUGCAGGAUUCUUUUAUACUGGUAAUGGUUCAAUUGUUACUUGCUUUUACUGUCGUAGUUCUCUUCACAAUUGGAAUGCCAAUCAUGAUCCAAUGAUUGAACAUGUCAGAUGGUUUCCACAUUGUGCGUACGCUAAACAACUCUGUGGAGAUGCCCUUCAUCGAACAAUUCAAGAAUCGACACGAGAUGCACAAAGACUCACUCGAACCAAUAAUCCAACAAAAAGUAACACUGUUGAUGGUCAAAAAUUAUACAUAUUCGAUGAAGAAAAGCUAUCACACCUGGUAGCUGCUCGUUUGAAAUUGCCCAUGUCUCAAAAAUGGCUUGCUCAACACUUUCAAUUGUCAAUUAUCAAACUUUGUUGGGAGAAUCAACUGCGAUUAAAUCAUGUCGACUUUGAAUCUGAAGGUGAUCUAUUAGUGGCUUAUAUUGUUCUUCAAAACCAAAUGAUUCAUAUCGACAAAAGAAAAGAACAUAUUAUCAUUCCUGCUGAAAAAAUGCGCGAAAUUCAUGAAAGACAACAACAACAAUCAGGAACUCGUGCUAGUGUAACAUCGAUUUCGGCUCCAGUGACAGCAUUGCCAACAAAUGCGUUGAAUACUGCUGAAGUCGGAAUAAGUGUAAUACCAGAAUCAUCGAUGGAUCAACAGAUGUCAAUAGAAUUAACGCCCGUGACUCUAUGUGCAGUCUGCAGAAAGGAAGAAAGAUGUCUCGCUUUCAUUCCGUGUGGUCAUAUGGGUACUUGUCUUUCAUGUGCUCAUUUACUUAAGUCAUGCCAUAUAUGCGGACGAAUAAUUGAAGCGUUUGUUCGUAUAUAUAUUUGA
Molecule: messenger RNA, 1626 nt
Organism: Rotaria sordida
Lineage: Eukaryota; Metazoa; Rotifera; Eurotatoria; Philodinida; Philodinidae
Source: the annotation of a GenBank genome assembly